Oryzias melastigma (Indian medaka) is the source of this 4894-nucleotide messenger RNA. RefSeq names its product insulin-like growth factor-binding protein 4. The transcript is spliced from 4 exons. Gene Ontology annotation, biological process: regulation of insulin-like growth factor receptor signaling pathway. The record is from RefSeq and is a predicted model, not a curated record. Gene Ontology annotation, cellular component: extracellular region. Gene Ontology annotation, molecular function: insulin-like growth factor I binding; insulin-like growth factor II binding. Bases 428 to 1210 code for a protein of 260 amino acids. NCBI's taxonomy places the organism in Eukaryota, Metazoa, Chordata, Actinopteri, Beloniformes, Adrianichthyidae.
AGAGCAGAGAGCUGGAGUUCUCAGCUCCUCUCUCGCUGUGGGGAGAGGCGUGUCCACAGACCAGUAUAAAGUCCAGGGAGAGCCGCUUGGGUUGAGCCAGUCCUCUGCAGGAGGAGGAAGCUGCGACUGCUGCCUCACACUUCUGCUGGCCCGCUUUGCAUUCGGACACUUGUUGACCAGAAGUCAGCGUUCAGAAGAGGGCAAGCGAGGUUCACCUCAAGGCGCAGAUCCCUGGUGUUUGCUGCACCUGAACAGGACCUCCUUUUUGACGCCGAGUGGUCCAGAGAAGGCUCCAGUUUCUUUGCACCAGAGGAGACAGGAACACAAAGCAGGCGAAAACAUCAGUCUGUCCUGUACGAAGUGUUCCUCCAAGAACGGACGGAAACACCGCACUUGAGGGACCUAAGCAGGAGUUGUUGGGGGUGUCAUGGUGCGAGGAGGGGGAGGCAGCGUGGCGGUCGCUCCGUCCGGCUGGUUCCUGCGGAUCCUGGGCGCCCUGUCACUGGUGGCGCUGUGCCUGUCCGACCUGGCCAUCCGCUGCCCCGUCUGCUCCGAAGAAAGGCUGGCCAGCUGCCGGCUGCCCGACGGCUGCACGGAAACGGUCCGGGAGCCCGGCUGCGGCUGCUGCCCCACCUGCGCCCUGCCGAAGGGGGCGCACUGCGGUGUCUACUCUCCUCGAUGCGGCGCCGGCCUCCGCUGCUACCCGGCGCGUGGCGUGGAGAGGCCGCUGCACUCCCUGAUGCACGGCCAGGGCAUUUGCACAGAUGAGCGGGAGGUAGAGGAGAACUCAGUGGACCGGCAGGAGGAGCUCAUCCCCGAACACCCGAACAACAGCAACAUCCGCUGCAGCCCGCAGGACAAGCGUUGCAUCCAGAAGACCCUGGCAAGACUACCGCCCAAAUCCACCAACCAGAGAAGCAACAGAGAGGACCCCAAGCUGGUGCUGGCUCCGUGCCGGGCCGAGCUGCAGCGAGCUCUGGACAGGUUGGCAUCAAACACUCGCACUCACGACGACCUCUUCACGAUCCCCAUCCCCAACUGUGACAGGAAUGGAGAUUUCCAUCCAAAACAGUGCCAUCCUGCACGUGAUGGUCAGCGAGGAAGGUGCUGGUGUGUGGAUCCGAAGACGGGCAUGAGGCUGACGGGCCCGCCGGAGCUGCGGGGAGAACUGGACUGCCACCAGUUAAUAAGUGCAACCCUGCGGGACUGAGGAGAGACCGUCGGGGAAUCCAAAACCAGCUUAAUUCUACUGGUGCUCAUUCGUAGAACCGCAUGACUUCAUUGGACUUCAUCGUUGAGCCUCAAUUUACCCGAGGUUGACGGUACUUGAGCUUGUGCAAAAAAAAAAAAAAAAAAAAAAGAUACCAUUGAGCCUAGCUCUUCUGUUCUGUUGUUUAUUGUUUCAAAGAAUGUGAUUCCAGUCUUUUGAGCACUUGUUCUGUUCUGAUCUUUCUCUGUAAACUUCAGACAGACCGUCUUUAAACACACAAGCUUUCAAGUACCCAGUCGCAGAAAAAAAAAACAUUCACACUUUACAUUUGUAGUUUCAACAUUUGUAAAAGCAGUCUCUUUAGGAGUUCAUCAAUGUAAACCAACUUUUACAGAAAAGCCACUAGAAUAUGCUUAGUCCUUUCUACGUUGUCAUUUUAAUAUCGUUUUUUCAUUCUUCAUCUUGUAAAUUACACACGUUAGCAAGUAAGAACAAGUGGUAACAUUUAUCUGCUGAAAUGGAAAAUGUAGUUUGUCUGAAAUUAAGCAGUUCCUUUUACAUCAAAUGGUAAGAUUGUUUGAAUCUUCUCACCUGUUUCCCCCUCUUUCAUCUUUGCUGAGAACCUCACAACGAGAGGUGCUAACUGGAAAUGAUGUGCGCUGCUAAUUUUCUAAUCUUGAUUAUCUGGUGCUAUAAAAGAAAGCUCAAUGUUCUUGUUUAGCAACACACAGGACUCCCUCUCAAGCAGGCUGCUUGGCUGAAAAUUUUGUUUCUAUAAACUGUGCCAAAGUUAAAAGAAAAGAAAGAAAAAAAAACAACCAAAACUGAAAUAGGAUGGCUUCUUUGCAUUUUGGCCAUUUUAUUUUUCAGAUGUGGGGUGGUUAGCAUUGGCAAAUGUGAGGAUUCCCCCUCACUUGCACUUGCUGUUGACAAGUUUUUGUGUGUGUUGUCAGUUUUGUUAAACUGUAACAUCCCACCUUAGCUUUGCACUAUCACUCCAAAUGACUGGCUCAGUGUGUUUUUGGCCAGACUUGUAAAAUAUGGACAGAUGUACUAAUUAUAGAGAAUAAAACUUUUUUUUUUAUAAUUUUGAUUAAUGACUUAGUUUUAUAAAACAAUCCAGUGCACUACUAGAACAAAUGAGAGAGAGCAGCUACUCACCAUAUACUAUUAGAUAUUGUAGCUGCAGUUUUCUUAUUAUAUUGAUACUACAGUUCUUUUGUUUUACAAAAGAAUCAAAAACAGCUCUUUAGUAAAAUCUUUCAAAAGAAGAGCAAAAAAGCACUCAAAAUGCAAAAAAAGUAGUUUUUCUGUUAGUUUAUUUUAGAUGGAUCAAUAAUUCAAUAGGACAUUGAAUCCAGACGUGAUAACCUGACACGCCCCUUUUUCAGAAUAAGCCAUUAGGACACUGGAGACAACAGUAAUAAAAAUUAUCCAUGCCGCUACCUUGCUUAGAUUAUUGUUCUCAUUUUUCGGUUUUCUAAUCAAUUACUGAGGUUGUGUCCGAAUUCCUUCAUUAUUCAGUACAUAUUUUUGUGCUCUCCAAAUUCCAAAAUCUAGUGCCCUAGAAAUUUCUCAGAAGUCUCUGCAAAAACAAAAAAAAAAAAAAACAACAAAAAAAAAAAACAGUGUGCAUCAAUGCUCACUAGACUGGCAGAUAUAGACCACAAUGCAUUGCAAUUUUACAUUUUUUGUGAAAAAAAAGUUUUUUUUUUUGUUUUUUUUUUACAAAAAUUCAAGUUUUCUUCAUCAAAACAAAGAGGAAUUUUUAAUUGUGACAAAAAGGCACACAGCUGGUUCCAUGUGAAGCAGGUUUAUUAGCUCAGACAGGAUGACAGGUAUCAAAACACUGUUAGAAGUCCACAAAGCUAAAUCAGGGUCAGCCAGGUAGUCGUCAAACAUGAACAUCAGAGAUCGAUCGUGGAUUGAGGAAGGCGGCAGGCAAACUGAGUCGAAGUGGGGUCAGGUCCAGAUAGAAACGCUCGGUAACGCAGGCAGAGUGGCACAAACAAUACUUUGCACUGAGUGAAGCUCUAUGUAGUGCUUCAGUGUCAUGUGGGUGAUUGGCAAAUAAGAGUCAGCUCAGCACCAUCCAGGAACUGUGCGCUGGGGUUGCUGGGAGAUGUAGUCCGUUCAGUACUCUGGAGACUGCUCCCGCCAGUGACCAGAAGGAGAAACAGAGCUCUGACUCCUGACAUAAAUAACCUUCGUAAAAAGUUAUUCACAUACUUAAUAGCUUUUUAUUUUGGGAAAUUGGUGACAUCAUAUUUGGCGUUUAAAAAAAGUAGUGCAAAGCGUGACAUAAGUCCUUUAAAAACCCGGAACAACAGAUAUUACUAUAUUGAGUGGACCUAGCUUGGGAAUAGUGAGAGAAUUCUGACAUUGCCUCAGAACAUGAAUGAAGCCAAAUGGUCUUAAAUGUAUAGUCAGAGAAGAAAAUAUUGAUUCUGACUCAUGGUUUCUCUGUAAUGUUUUAAAACAUCCCACAUGGAGUACAGUUUUGUCCAAUAACCUCUGGCUAUGGGAUCUAAUACAUUUGCCUAAUCUAUCUUUUUUUUAUCCCAGUAACAUGUAGUCAUUAUCAUCUGCUGCUUUAGCUUGACUUAUUUCAAUCAUCAAAUUUUCUCUGGAAUUAAAGGGUAAAUGUGACCACAGGUCUUCAACAUAGCGGAUCCAAAGCUUUUGCACGUACAGAUGGUGACUCAUGCAGCUGUAAUUGAUGCUAAAAGCCAAAAAAACAUAGAAAAACUUCCCUAAUUUAGCAGAAAAAAAUGCAAGUGCCAAAAAAGUUUUACACUUCUCAUUAUCUCCCCACUUCUCAUUAUCUCCCAGUGCAUUAGUGUGUGCAAUUGUCAAUGGGAUUCAAAAAUUAUUAAAAAAUUAAGUACUUUAUUUUUAAUUUUACCCCCCCCCACAAAAAACUGGGGAAAUAUAAAAUGUUUUCACUGUGUAACUUUAGCCAAUAAAACGGAAAUGUGCUGAGCUGCACCAGAAAAAUUUUCCCAUUUUUAUUGUCAGAUCACUUUGUGUAUCUAAGAGAUGAUUAAAAAAAACUGAUAAGUUACAACAAAAUCUUUACUUGUAAUGAAUUUUUUGGGGAACUUUUAAAAAAAAGACUUUUGUUCUCUGAUCAAACAGAAUAACAGUUGGAGUAAGCACAUUAGCAACUUAAAUAUCCUGAAAAAAGUAUUCCAAAGACAUGAAGCACAGAAUAAUGUAGCAGCCAAUAGUGCAUCUGUUCAAAGAAUGUUCCACCAUAAUACUGUGUCAUAGUCAACUUAUGAGGCACUGUUCUACACAAGUAUUUGUUGUAAACUCUUACAGUUUUUUGUGUACAUGAUUCUGACUUUGAUUUUUUUUUCAGGCCUAACUCAAUAAACAGUACAUUUAAGCUAUACUAAGUUGCUUAAACUCCAACUUUGCUGUAUAGACUGUUUUUUUUUUGUAUUUGAUAUUAUCUGUUAAUGCAUAUGAAAUAUGAAGUUAAGUUUGCAUGUGUGCACACAGACUGAGACAGUUAAGGUUCUGCGUGUUUGGACACGCUCAUGCAAAUGAAACAAAAAAAAACAACAACAACCCUGAAAUGUGGAGUUUUAAUCAAUAAAAUAACUAGUUACAUUGUAAAUGUUUACUUAAUGGAAAUGUACUCAUUGUAUUACAUUAAUUAAAACAUUUUAGAAACUA